GCCAUGUACACAGAGGAGAAGAAGAAGAGAGGAGUGACAGCUGAAGUGAACCGCUCCCCCAGCAGCAGCGGCGAUUGCCGUCAGUUCACUGAGUGAAACGGAGACGUUACCGGGCAGGAGGUCGAUGGACACGGAGCAGAAUCGUCCACGGGAGACACGUUUUUUUUUUACAACUUUGAUCCGACUUGCUGACGCUGGAUCAGUGGCUGCUGGUCCGAGCCAUGUUCUCGUUGGUGGCAAACUGAGUGAACGCUGUUGCUUCGAGUUUAGCAUAGGUACCGUUAACGUUAGCUUCAGCGUUAGUUAUUAGCUCUGUGUACUCAGUGUCUAUGGUGGCAUCGAGCAGCCCGCCGCUGUAGACUGUCACGGUAUCCAAACGCCAGGUGGUCGGGUGUUCGGUAAAGAUGGAUGACAUCGACCCAUCGACCUCUCACGCAUUUCAGUCGGAGGGUUUCAGUCCGCCAUUCAGACGGAGGAGGACAGUGGAGGAUUUUAACAAGUUUUGCACUUUUGUCCUGGCCUACGCCGGUUACAUCCCAUACCCCCAAGAGGACUCUCCACUGCGUAGUAGUUCCAGCCCCCCCAACAGUACAGGCAGCACAGCUGACAGUGAUGGCUGGACCUCAGGACCUCCGGCCUCAUGCCCACAGCGCCCUCCAAAGGUCCCACAGGACAGGAGCAGGAAACGUCCACAAUCAGGAGCCACACUGUCCAGUCACAUCAAGAGAGAUCAAACAAUCACCACCCUCCAUCCAGACGAUCGCAGGAAAUCCGACAAGCUGAAGAAGAGGAGGAGAAAGGAGAGGGAGCAUCAGGUCGGCGAGGUCGAUGAGACUCAGCAGGAGAUCUCGCCAGUACCAGAGAUGCAGUUCCCUGUGUCCUUCGGUGGCCGAAUGAUCAAAGAAGAGCCUGAAGAUGAUAUCAGUAUUCCCAUCCACCCCCAGCAUCUGCCUAGCCCGUCCACCUGCAAGGAGGAGCCCAAAGAGGAGCACAGUAACUGGGGCGGUCGAGACAUCGAAGAAGGAGUGGUGAAGGUACAGAAGGUGGAGGGCCUAGCAGGAAGCAGAACGGUGUUCCGACAGGGGAAACAGGUGGUGUUCAGAGACGAAGAUGGGUCAGGAGAGGAUGAGGACAUCAUGGUAGAUUCAGAUGACGACUCGUGGGACCUGGUCACAUGUUUCUGCAUGAAGCCUUUUGCGGGUCGGGCCAUGAUCGAGUGUAACAAGUGCAACACCUGGAUCCACCUUUCUUGCGCCAAGAUCCGCAAGAGCCACGUGCCAGAGUCAUAUAUUUGCCAUACCUGCCAAGAGACACAUGGAGUCCCAGAUGCCCGCCGCUCCCACCGCUCCCGCGUGGGCCCACGCAAGCACCUGCAAGAUUGACCUCAAUCUGAACCAUGCACUCUUACCACUUCCUCUCCUGAUACUCUACCCUUGUUGGACUGACCCCUCCUCAGUAUCAGGCGUUGGACCCUUCCGUCUCUGUCCCUCAUGGUCAGCCAUGAACCCACAUUUUCUAUAUACACUUUUGGUGGACCUAUCCCAAAUCCUUAUUCCAUUUGAUAACAGUUGGAGUGCUAUUUUAGAUUUACCCAGGUUUGUUUCUGCUUCCCUACAGACUCUGCGUAAGGCAAUCACUGAAUAGAAGUUUUUCUGUAGAUGAUAUUAGCAUAGCAGCAAACCGCUACUGUUGGGACUUGGUGUCUCGUGAACACUGGAAAAAUUUGAACUGCCAUAUAGAGAGAAAACCCUCACAACUGCCACCCACUAUGGGGCAUGCUGGGAUCUGUGGGAAAGACUGUUUGCACUUUUUCUCACUUUUUUUCUUAGUUUUAAAUCCAUCUGACUCUUCUGUCACAGGGACAGGUAUGUCUUUCUGAUGAAAUUGGAUUUUAUUUCUCUAAGAUGCCUCUGAAAACAUUACAUAAUUAAUCGUUUAUAAACAGAAAGUAAGUUAAGCCUUGUGUUAAUUGCUUCAGAUGGUGCUAUAGUGUUAAGCUGAGGUAUAAACUAAUAGAACAAAGAUGUAUGAUACGAGACUGGAGUCUGCAUCUGCUUCAUCUGUCUGUUGUUCUGUUUUGUUAUUUAUGACACUGUGCAAAAAUAUCACAGAGGCUUUAAGCCCCUACAACUGAACUAAACGCUUGUCUCUUUUACUUCACAAGCUGUCUUCCAGCCUGGGAAUCAAGAUGUUGCUUGACUACAAGUGGAGCUUUUUCACGCUGUUCAAAUGGGGUUCUUAUGUCAUCUGAAGUUCUUUCAUAUAAAAGUAAUUUGUUAUUUCACAGUUUGAAAAGACCCAGUUAAUCCACAAGAUUCAGAUAACGGGACAGCUCUCACUAAAGGUGUCUUCUGUUGUAUGUGGUCAAUGGGAUUUCAGAACAGGGCUAGAGGGUUGUGUAGUUCAGUUAUUUAACGUUUCCUCAGUUUUCAAAUGUUUCAUGCUCAACUCAGAGACAAAUAUAUUUAUAGAAGGGAACCCCUGUGGCCGUCCUAUGAGAGUAUCAACAGAGCAAAAAGUUAUCGUAACUGGAAUAGUGGUGUUAGAGAUUCUCUCAAGUGACCAGUUGACAUUAUGCAUGCGAGUGUGUGUUUGUUUGAAUGGUUAACACUGCGAGGGUGUUGCAAGUGCUGCUAUGACUUGUCUCAACUAAGCCCUAUGGUUUGAGGUCUUUUGUAAGAUUGAGAAAUGGAUGUCAGCAGAGUACUGUGGGCAGGGUCAGUCUGUUAUGUUUGUCUCUGAAGGGUCAGAUCAGAAGAACAGACCUCAGUCUCUUACCGCCUCUUGCUAAGAUUUUCACAGCAGUAUUUAGUUACUUCCAUAUGCAGCAAUUUCGGGACACAUUUUUCCCUUGAAACUUGCUGUAAUCUGGAGGAAAGUUUUUAAGCUUUGAUAUUCAUGUGCCAUCUGCUGUUGGGCCUGUCUGUGUAGGCUACAUGUUACUGAUUAUACAAAAGCCAUACUGUAGAGUAACAGAUUUUAGACUCACAACCUUGGAUAUUAGUCCGGGAUGGGUUUUACAAUGCAGAAUCAAUGAAUUGACCAGGGAACAACUAACACACAUGACAAAUGUUUUGUUUGUAAGAUCAAGACUUUUCAUCCGUCUGCUGGUAUUUACAAAUGUAGGUCAAUUGGUUCCUACCCAGCAAUCACCCAGGUCCUGAUGUGUGUUUUUAUUUUUUAAAAGGCAUUUCAAGACCUGAAAUCAUUUGCUGUUGCUCAGGACGUUCAUGUCUUGAGGAGAACCUGAAGAUGCCGUCAGGCACAAGUUCCUAACGUUAGUCUGCGUCUUAAAGACUUCGGAUUAAAAACGUCAACAAUGCUCAUUGUGAUACAGCUCGUUUAUUCUGAUCCUGGGUUGUCCUAUCCCCUUAUUAAGAAAGCGUUGUCUGUACUGUGGUGCAAACUGUUUCUGUGAAACUAUUGUAAACUAUUGUAAAUAAAGAGUUACCAUUUUAA
Molecule: messenger RNA, 3459 nt
Organism: Pleuronectes platessa (European plaice)
Lineage: Eukaryota; Metazoa; Chordata; Actinopteri; Pleuronectiformes; Pleuronectidae
Gene: phf13
Product: PHD finger protein 13
Exons: 5
Coding region: 405-1382 (325 amino acids)
Biological process (GO): mitotic chromosome condensation
Molecular function (GO): chromatin binding
Source: RefSeq, a predicted model, not a curated record